CUCUCUAAAGCUCAGAUUGGUUUGGCGUUUCAAUGUAUCUGAAUCUUUUCUGCCUAAUUCUGCAUGUUUCAAUUUUCAUGCUGCCAUCAUUAUUAAUUUGUACGAAUUGGAUUGUACUCUGCCAUUGUACAAGGUGGACGUGGAAGUCAAUGCAGAUCAUACCAAUUGUGGGCCCCACUGAAAAUCACGCUGAUUAGAUGAUUGUAGGUUUGCGAUCCAAGGACAGAUGGGGAAGUUUUCCUUGAAUCACACUGAUCAAACAAUCUGUCUGAAGAAAGGAUAUUGGAUUGAUGUUUAGUGUUUGAUGAAAACGUACAUCCAUGGAGACCCACCAUCAAGUACUGGAGGUCUUGUGGCAUAUUCCGAGUCAAAACCAUAUGGUGGUUCAAGUAGUGUUGAUUCUUCUCAAGUAGAAGCCAAGAAGAAGAGGGUGGUGGUGCUUGGAACCGGAUGGGCUGGCACAAGCUUCUUUAAAAAUCUGGACUGUUCCUUGUAUGAUGUUCAGGUGGUGUCACCCCUUAAUUAUUUUGCAUUUACGCCACUUUUGCCGAGUGUUACAUGUGGUACUGUGGAAGCACGUAGCGUUGUUGAGCCUAUCCGUAACAUUAUUAGAAAGAAAAAUGGAGAAAUUCAGUUUUGGGAAGCAGAAUGUAUCAAGAUUGAUGCUGCAAACAAACGGGUUCAUUGCCGUUCUAAUGAUAGCACGAUUGUGAAAGGGAAAGAAGAAUUUCUUGUAGACUACGACUACUUGGUGAUAGCAAUAGGAGCUCAGGUAAAUACAUUCAACACUCCUGGUGUGAUGGAGCACUGCCAUUUUCUGAAGGAAAUAGAGGAUGCUCAGAAGAUCCGUAGGAGUGUUAUUGAUUGCUUUGAAAGAGCCAGCCUUCCAAACCUCAGUGAGGAUGAGAGGAAGACUGCUCUCCAUUUUGUAAUCGUUGGCGGAGGUCCGACUGGAGUGGAAUUUGCUGCGGAGUUGCAUGAUUUUUUCUGCGAGGACUUGGUCGAGAUAUAUCCCACAGUUAAAGAUUUAGUAAAAAUAACAGUCAUUCAGUCAGGGGAUCAUAUUUUGAACAUGUUUGAUGAAAGAAUCAGUUCAUUUGCCGAACAGAAGUUCCAAAGGGAUGGUAUUGAUGUGAAAAUAGGACAACGGGUUAUCAGUGUGUCUGAUAAGGCUAUUACCACCAAGGCAAAGGCAAAUGGACAGAUUUCUUCUGUACCAUAUGGCAUGGUUAUUUGGUCUACGGGUAUCAGGAUCCGCCCUGUUGUAAUGGAUUUUAUGCAGCAAAUUGGUCAGAAUAAUAGGCGUGCUUUAGCAACUGAUGAAUGGCUGCGAGUCGAAGGAUGUGAUGGCAUAUAUGCGCUCGGUGAUUGUGGGACAAUACAUCAACGCAAAGUCAUGGAAGAUAUUUCAGCGAUAUUUAAUGUUGCGGACGAGGACAAAUCUGGCACUCUAACUGUUAAAGAAUUCCAAGAUGUUAUUGAUGAUAUUAUUGUGAGGUACCCUCAAGUGGAGCAUUAUUUGAAAAGUAGGCAUAUGAAUGAUGUUGUGGAUCUGUUGAAUGAUUCCAAAGGGGAUGAGAGAAAAGAAUCUAUUGAGUUAGAUAUUGAAGGGUUCAAGUCAGCUCUUUCUCAUGUGGAUUCACAGAUGAAGAAUCUUCCUGCAACUGCUCAGGUUGCUUCUCAACAAGGUGUGUACCUUGCUAGGUGCUUUAACCACAUGAAGGAUUGUGAAGAUAAUCCUGAAGGUCCUCUCAGGUUUAGAGAAUCAGGUCGCCACCAAUUUCAGCCGUUUCGGUACAAGCAUUUUGGGCAAUUUGCUCCAUUGGGAGGAGAGCAAGCAGCUGCAGAACUCCCUGGAGACUGGGUUUCUAUUGGUCACAGCACCCAAUGGCUUUGGUAUUCCGUUUAUGCCAGCAAACAAGUUAGUUGGCGCACAAGAGCAUUGGUGGUAUCAGACUGGACGAGGAGAUUCAUAUUUGGAAGGGAUUCAAGCCGCAUAUGACACAGUAAUAGAUUCCAGAACACAUGCCUCAGCAACCGUUCCUAGCAUCCUUGUCUUGUGUGUAUGUUUCUGUUUUCUUCUCUCUUUGUUUCUCCUUAAUUCCAUUGUAGAAAAUGGAUGUUCUAUAUUAACCAUGCAGCUUCAUUGUUCAUAUCAAUUUAAUUGUCACUGGUCCUGGAUUGGAAACCAA
Magnolia sinica is the source of this 2192-nucleotide messenger RNA. RefSeq names its product external alternative NAD(P)H-ubiquinone oxidoreductase B1, mitochondrial-like. Gene Ontology annotation, molecular function: calcium ion binding; NADH dehydrogenase activity. NCBI's taxonomy places the organism in Eukaryota, Viridiplantae, Streptophyta, Magnoliopsida, Magnoliales, Magnoliaceae. Bases 305 to 2002 code for a protein of 565 amino acids. The transcript is spliced from 10 exons. The record is from RefSeq and is a predicted model, not a curated record.